Toxotes jaculatrix (banded archerfish) is the source of this 7486-nucleotide messenger RNA. RefSeq names its product zinc finger protein, FOG family member 1 (gene zfpm1). The record is from RefSeq and is a predicted model, not a curated record. The coding region runs from base 501 to 4451 and encodes 1316 amino acids. Gene Ontology annotation, molecular function: RNA polymerase II-specific DNA-binding transcription factor binding. Gene Ontology annotation, biological process: erythrocyte differentiation; positive regulation of transcription by RNA polymerase II; heart development. The transcript has 9 exons. NCBI's taxonomy places the organism in Eukaryota, Metazoa, Chordata, Actinopteri, Toxotidae. Gene Ontology annotation, cellular component: nucleus.
UUCAGAGACGGUGCAGGCGGACGAGGGGGCGGACCGGCGAGAGGAAACUUGAGAGAAAACAAGAGCAGUCUACUCCGCUGACCUCCGUAUAGCCGUUAUUAUUUAUCAGCGUUCAUAUUUCUGAAAGACAGGCAACUGCGCUCGCUGACAAACGCGCUAGAGGGUGAGGCGGAGGCGCGCCCGGCGUAGGAAUAACGCUAGCAGGAAAACGGAGAGAAAGGUGAGAGAAAGGUGAGGCACGUUUGAGAAGAGGAGAAGUGAGCGGACUCGGUCACAGACAGGACUUAGCCACAGGUAGCUCUGCGUUAGCUGUCGUGGCAGAGGACUCUAAAGUGCACUCGGGUCAUGCGGAUUUCUCCGGGUCGCUGAUCGGAGCGCCGCGUCGCAGUAGUGAAAGGUGGGGGAAAGAGACAAGAAGCAGAAAACAGAAGAACCAGACCGCUGCUCUGCCGCUCCGCCAGUCGGUCCAAGCGGGCUCCCGGCCAGAGGGAAGAGCCACCAUGUCCCGGAGAAAGCAGAGCAAGCCCCGGCAGAUAAAGCGUUCCCUCGGGGAUCUCGACGGUGGCGAAGACAACAACACACUAGACAACGUCAGCCUGUCGGGAGAGGAGGGUGGAGUCUCAGAUCCAGAUGAUUCAGUAGAGGGUGACAGCUCCAGCCCGCCGCCAUACACGCCGCUGUACAAUGAAGAGCCCAAGACGCAGGACUCUCGAGGAGGCACCAACAAUGAGGACGAGGAUGGGGAGGAGCGAGGUCCGACACACAGUGGCGGGGAGGAGGAAGAGGAAGGGGAGGAAGAGGAGGAGGUGUUACAGUGGAGGGGUCCAGAUGACCUGGAGUUAAGCGAAGAAGGCGGUGACAGCAGGGUGGUGGCUGGCAGGGACCUCCAUCCAGACACAACAUGGGGACCUUACCCAGGAGUCCUCCAAUCAGAGGGCAGCACAGAGGAUCAGGAGACAGAGAACGCUAAGUUGACUCUGGUGUGUGAGGAUCCAGAUUGUUGGAUUAGUCUCCUCCCUCUGACCUCUGACCCCUCAGCUGCCAACUGUACCAUCUACAGCCAAGGUGACGAGCUGUUCUGUAAGGUGACCACAGAGCUCGCAGCUGGCGACAGGCUCCUGGCUUCCCUGUCACCUCCUCCAGGCUCCUCCUCCUCCCCCCCGCUGGCCCAGCUCUCUCCUCCGCUCAGCCUCGUCACCCAGACACAACCUGCGGUGAAGGAGGAGCCACUGUACCCGGCGGCGCUGCGCUCAGACAUUCAGCUCCUCCCACAGCAAGCUGGCAUGGCUGCCAUCUUGGCUACUGCCAUUGUCAACAAGGACAUUUUUCCAUGCAAGGACUGUGGGAUUUGGUACCGUAGCGAGAGGAACCUGCAGGCCCACCUCAUGUACUACUGCGCCAGCCGUCAGAAGCAGCCGGCCGCAGCCUCGUCUCCACCGCAAGACAAACCCAAGGAGUCCUACCCCAAUGAACGCAUCUGCCCCUUUCCACAGUGCAACAAGAGCUGCCCCAGUGCCAGCUCACUGGAGAUCCACAUGCGCACACACAGUGGUGAACGUCCAUUUGUCUGUCUCAUCUGUCUGUCAGCCUUCACCACUAAGGCAAACUGUGAGCGCCACCUCAAGGUCCACACGGACACCCUGAACGGGCUGUGUCAUGGCUGUGGCUUUGUCUCCACCACAAGAGACAUCCUGUACAGCCAUCUGGUCACCAGCCACAUGGUUUGCCAGCCUGGAUCUCGCAGUGAGGUCUACUCCCCAGGGCCAGGCCUUCCUAAGCUGCCGCUGUCCACUGGUCUCAGUCCAGGAGACUCUGGUGUGGUGCUGAAGUGUCAAGUGUGCGGCCACAACUCUGACUCCCCUGCCCAGCUUCAGCAGCAUGUACGAACCCACCUAGAGGUCAGGGUCCCAGCCGAAAGGAGCCCCACCCCUCGCCAACUUACCCCAUCCUUAGUUGAUCCCCCCCAGCUCCAGCUGUCUCCGAGCGAGAGGGAGCCCCUAGCCUCUGUCCCCAAGCCGGACUCAUCCAGUCCGGGUGCAAACGGCGGCUCAGCUACACCCCGGGACUGCAGUCCUCCUGAUGCCCCAACCACCGAACUGAAGAUCAAAGAGGAGCCUCAUUCAGACUCAGAGAUGGAAGAGCAGCAGAUGGAGAUUAAGGAGGAUGGAGAGGAGGAGGACGACGAGGUCGGUGGAGGGGAUCAAGAAGCAAGAAGGAAGACGAGGGAGGAGCAAACUGCCACCUCAUCCAGACAGACAUCCGACUCACCGAAGAGUCCCGCCACCACAACUGUAAAGGCAGAACCAACCAGUCCCACCCCUGGUUCUAGCCCUGCCCAUGUGGGAAGUACGGAGUCAGUUCUUCCAGGAGGAGCAAUGUUCUUGCCUCAGUACAUGUUUAACCCUGAGGCAGCCAUUUUGCCUCAGGCCUCUGAGAUCCUGGCUAAAAUGUCCGAGAUGGUCCACAGCCGCCUGAAACAGGGCCAGCCUGUUCCUCAGAACAACCCAGCAGCCUUCUUCCCUUCUGGACCGACUGCACCUACAGCCACAGCCACUCCACCUCACAAAGGAGCCACCUGCUUUGAGUGCGAUAUCACCUUCAACAACAUCAACAACUUCUAUGCACACAAAAGGCUAUACUGCUCCAGUAGGCACCAAGCAGAAGGGGCAACCUCAGCUUCAGGCCCUGGUUUGACAAGGGAUGGAGCCCCAGCCACGGUGCCUUCCAGCGGGGCACAUGGCUCGUCUGCAUCUCCUCAGGGUGGAGCAACAAGUAGAGCAGCCUCUGCUUCUCCUGCUGACUCGGACUCUCCUGCUGGGAUUGGAGCAACCGAAUCCAGGAGAGUGGCAGAAGUGAGGACAGAAACCCCUGUGGGGAGAGAGGGAAUAUCAUCCUCUUCUGAAGGGGAAGGCGGAGGUGCAAGUGUGGGAGGAGGGGGCGGAGGAAGAGCAAGCGAAGGCAGCCAGAGUCCUGCUAGCGGUUCUGCCGAGGACCUAGAAGAUGAUCCCAACAGAACCUUCUGCGAGGCCUGCAACAUCCGCUUCAGCCGUCACGACAACUACACUGUCCACAAACGCUUCUACUGCGCAUCACGCCAUGAUCCAUCCAACCAUCGAGCCGUGCACAUGGCCAAGGCGACCACCGGAGCAGCCUUCCUUCCCCAGCCCAUCCGCACACGCAAGCGGAAGAAGAUGUAUGAGAUUCACAUGGCCAGAACUGAAGCCUUAGCUAAUGCUGCCGCUGCCGCCACCGCCGCCGCUGCUGCCACUGCUGCUGCCGCCUCUGCCCCGUCUCCCUCCGUUCUUGGCUUAGCAGUGAAGCAAGAAGUUUCUCCCGGUGCGGCAGGCAGCUCCAGCCCUGAAGGAGACGGCCCGAUCGACCUGAGCAAGAGGCCCCGUCUGAGAGAUGCUCCACGUCACAGCAGCAGCAGCAUUCUCCCUGCUCUGCCUCUUACAGACUAUCACAAGUGCACUGCCUGCAGUAUCAGCUUCAACAGCAUUGAGAACUACCUGGCUCACAAAACCUACUAUUGCCCUGCCACCACACUCCAGCCCCACACCUUGGAGCAGCUUCACAGGCUCAAGAGAUCAGCCUCUACCUCUCCCAAAAGCAGGCCUCAGCAGGAGCGCAUCGACCUUCUGCACCCCAUGGAGGCUAAAGCUCUCCCCGCGGAGUGGGUUGCCCAGGCUCAAGGCUCAUCAUCCAGUCCUCAUCCCCCUGCCUUACCUGCCUCUGAUGCCACAUCUCCUGCCCAUACAAGCACCACACUUGCAGCCACCCCAGGAGCCGGAGCCAAAGGCACAGGUGUCGUUUCCCCUCAGGUGGUCUGCCCUUAUUGCCCUAACAGGCCUAUCACCUGUGACCUGAUGGAGCACUUCAAGACUGCCCACAGCCUCGUUGUAACCAUUCAGCCGCCCCAGGAGGCCCUACCCCAGCCAGGCAGUGCAGUCAGCCACAGCCCCAGCCUUAGCCCCAGAGACGGAGCUGCUGCAACCACUUCCACGUCCCCAAACAACCAGCCCAGACUGGUAUCCCGAAUUCACAGAGACAGCAUCAACGGGCAGGCCGGGAGCGGAUCGACCUCUCCCGUUUCCCCAAUGGUAAACGGCAGCCCUUCACCUGAGGGUGGGUCGCCUUCAGCUGGCCCACCUCUGCCUGUGUCUCCUCCAACAGCUCCCUCUCUGCCUUUGUCACCCGUGCCUGAGGUCCUAAGGGAGACGGUGGGAUCGUCCCACCUUCCAGACAAGGUGGCCACGACUGUGGCCUCCAACGCUGUCCCCACGCCCCAGCCUGUCCCCACUGCUGGCCCCAAAACCACAGUGAUCGCCCCUGUCCAGAACGGUAACUCGCGCUUCUGUCGGCUGUGCAACAUCAAGUUCAGCAGCCUCUCCACAUUCAUAGCUCAUAAGAAAUACUACUGCUCUUCCCACAGUGCUGAACACGUCAAGUGAGCCGAGCAACUUGCUCCUUCCUCUUCCCCUUCGUCUUUCUGAGUGGAGGCUUCCCUUCGCUAAGUUCCAAGAAGCUCCGAUGUCCUUUUGUGCCGGUCCUCCCACACGGGCACCAAAAUGGCGCUCAGCUGGCAUGACUAUGAAUGACAAUGAAUGACUGUUACUCAUCUGGCAGGGCCUGACGCCCAGCUGCUCCAGAGCAGAAUUUGCAGGUGGUGUUACUAACACACAGUAACUGAUAUUCCUCCUCCUAUGGGUCAAAGUUUGUAGUACACUAAGAGCCGAGACGGAUGCCACCUGCCCACACUGGUGUGCCCUCGUCUCCUAGAUCACCGUCUGUCUUCAUACCCCGCUUCAACAUCAACCACUCCCGGGCCUCGCAGUUACCCCUCGCGUUACGGGACGUUAAAACAUGUACGUCAGCAGGCUCUUCCCUGUCUCUCUGAGUUUAUAAUGGUAGUGAACAGACUCUGACUGUCGGAGGCAUUUCUGACUGAUGAUCACAGUAACGAUGAUGCUGAUUAUAAUGAAGCUCCAGUCUUUUCCUCAGCUCUUGAUGUCCCCCAGGCCUAAACAGAGGCAUCAUUUCUCUUGUGUGGGAAAGACAUGAUCAUUGUUAAUUUUUUUUAUUAUCUGUGCAUAGUGUAUGAUGUCUGAAAACAAAAAAAAAGAAUUCUAUAAUGCUUUUGGUUUCAACACUGGCUCUUUUUUGCUUACUAGAGAAGCUAAAGUGUUUUUAGCUGAAAAACAGAUAUGUGUUAUCACAAUGUUACUAAUUACUGAAGGAUAAUAUUUCAAAAUGGACAGUUUUUCCUUUCUUUCAUACACGCAAAUUUUUAUUUUCUCUUUAAAAUGCAAGGGAGAAAAAAAAAUGUGAAAUAUUUAUCUUUUAGUCCUCACUGAUUUCAUGUCAACAGAAAACUACCUACCUUGUGUCUGAGAGUAUUUGUAUUUUUUAUUUGUAUAUUUUUCAUACUGUUGGAAGGAACUGUUUGGAUCUGGCUGUGUUGAAGUGUAUUUUCUAAAUGUAGAUAUGUAAUAUCUUCUCACAGUAAUCACUCGGAUCACACUGAACUUUGUUAUCACUUUAGCAUUUUGUUGUGUUCCGUUUAUGUAGUCUUUAAUUCCUGGUAAUGUCUGACAACCAGCGGCGUGUUUGUUCGAAUCCCCUCUCGUACCUUGCUGAUGAGCUACUCCAUUAGAUCGGAACAGCCUCCUCACUUCCAGCUUUUCACGUCGGAAAGUUGAAGGGAGCGCUUCUGGUUCUGUUGCAUUUCUUCUUCGGGGAGAGUGACGUAGCUUCCUGCAGAUUUCUGGGUACACGAAACACAAACUUUCAAUCAAAAGUCUAUAUUUAGUCUCCAACCUCCACGCCAUGCGAAGUAUGACCUUUAACGACACACAGCUUUACAUUCUCUGUUGCAAACUGCCAUUUCAGAUGUAAACUAAGUGACAAUGCUUUGGUAUCUAAUACACAUCAUAAAAGAUGUUUUUUUUUUUUUUUGUUUUUUGUUUUUUUUCAAUGAUUGUAUUUCUGUCCGGCAAUGAAGGCAUAGCAGGGAAUAGUCACAUGUUAGAAUAACACCUCACACAGUAGAGUAAGCACAUGUUAUAACCACUCAUCAUGGUGUGUGUGUGUGUGUGUGUGUGCUCUUCCUCUCUCACUUUGUUUCUCUCUCUCUCUCUCUCUCUCUCUCUCUCUCAUGCAGACAGACACACACAGUUUACCACACAUUUUCCCAUGCUGCUUUUGGAGUUGCAAUACAGUGUUAGCUAGAACUGUGAAAGCAUAUUUUUUUUCCAACAUUGAUGCAAACCUUUCAACGUAAAACUUUAAAUUUUAAGGCCCAGACUUCAUUUUCAAUUAGCCAAUAUUUCACCCAGGUGCUUUUUUCUCCUCCCAUUUUCCAAACUUAGAAAAUCGUAUUAGCUGUGAGAGCAGCUGGGAAAGUUAAGUUUCAUGUUCUGAGCAGCGGAGGACAUGGACCAGCUGCAUCAGUCUGACUGUAAACACAGGACAGACCUGGACCUCUGUUGACUCACUAGUAGCACUCAGAGACCCACACACAACCCUGAUGGAAGUCCUCACACCUCUUCUCAGCAGUGCUUGGGUGGAGUAUUGUCAUCUGUUAAAGCACCAGUUGAGUUUAUUUUGGCCACUAAGGGACAGAACAAACUGUAAACACACAACACUGACAUGUUAUCACCGAAAUCAUUCAACAUUUGGCUCUUCAGCAGCUAAAUGCUCCAUCUGCCGUGUUCCCCCUCUAACGUGGAAAAUUAUGUCCGAUGCUAAAACAUAUUCACAACUGCACGCGAUCGAAUUCUGACGUCACCUGUCCCUGUUUACCUUGUUAUCAGCGAGCCCCCUACACCUGCCCAGGUGGUUAAUGUCGGCCCCGCCUCUCUGUUCCCAGAACUGGAAACUAAAUGUAAAAAAAAAGUGGAGGAUUUCUCAACGCGAUCGAAAACUCCUGCUUGAUUUUCUGCUCUGCAGCACUGAACCAGACACAUCUUACUACUACGCGUUUACAAUUGUGCUGGUCCGUCUCUCUCAGCUCUUACACGGAGAGAGGAGAAGCAGGAGAAAGACACAGUGUCAUGUCGACGAGUCACAAAUUAAGGAACUGAGUGCUAGAGAAUCAUCCUUUGAACGCACCCCUUUGUUAUUGCACUGUGUUGUAUAAAAAUGUGCUGAAUGUUUUAGUUUUGAGGUUUUUAUUUGUAAUGUAUUUAUGUUAUACAGCACUUUUCCCCAUACGAAAUGCAUCAUGGUUCUACCUUGAAGGACUUUGUUGUACCUUGAAGAACUUUCUGAAUUUUAACCCUCGCUAAAACUUUUUUUUUUUUUUUGGUUUGUUUUGUUUUAAACAUGUUUUGUUCAUGAUUUUUUUUUUCUUUUUUUGAAUGUCCUUAAUGGAGAAAAUCACAGUGAGUGUCAAAAACUUUUAUUUCCGAGUUUUUAAUUUCAUUUCAGUUCCACUACACUCUUGUCCAAACUAUGCAUGGGAAAUAAAAGAGUUCUGAGAGACACU